Molecule: messenger RNA, 925 nt
Organism: Euleptes europaea (tarantolino)
Lineage: Eukaryota; Metazoa; Chordata; Lepidosauria; Squamata; Sphaerodactylidae
Product: transcription cofactor HES-6-like
Exons: 4
Coding region: 1-630 (209 amino acids)
Biological process (GO): regulation of neurogenesis; regulation of transcription by RNA polymerase II; anterior/posterior pattern specification
Cellular component (GO): nucleus
Molecular function (GO): RNA polymerase II cis-regulatory region sequence-specific DNA binding; DNA-binding transcription factor activity, RNA polymerase II-specific; protein dimerization activity
Source: RefSeq, a predicted model, not a curated record
AUGACUGCCACAACCGUGGCCAGCGGCAGCGUGCAGAAACUUUCCAACACCAAAGAGGAAAGGAAGUUAAGGAAACCUUUGAUUGAACGAAAACGAAGGGAAAGGAUCAACAAUUGUUUGGACCAGCUCAAAGAGACGGUUGUUGGAGCCUUUCAGCUUGAUCAAUCUAAACUUGAAAAAGCUGAUAUCCUUGAAAUGACAGUCAAGCAUCUCCAGAACAUCCAAAACAGCAAAAUUAUGGCAGAUUCCACAUUGGGCUUGGAAGCUCAGCAGAGAUACAGCACUGGAUACAUUCAGUGUAUGCAUGAGGUCCACAAUCUCCUCCUGACCUGUGAGUGGAUGGACAAGACCCUUGGAGCUCGGCUGUUGAACCACUUGCUGAAAUCUUUGCCCAGAUCGAGUGACGAAACCUGCAAGGCAGACUUGAGGUCUACCACCCCUGGGAGUAGCAAGGGGAAUGCAACAGGGUCCAGCCAGGCUCAAAGUCAGUUCUACCCUGCUGAAGAGAAGCAGGGGUUGAAAAAGCCACAACCGCCCUCACGUUGUAGUCAGCGCGAGUUGUCAUCUCCAAGCCAUUUUGCAUAUAAUGGCGCUAGCAUGGGGUCAUUAGACAUGUGGAGGCCAUGGUAAAAAUGUCUCGAAGAAACCUAACUUCUAAUUUUAGACCCUCUUAUAUGUAUCUUAUAGAUAUGCCUCUUUAAAACACUUUUUGGAGCAAGUCUGCUCCUGUAGGUGUACUAAAGACCAGGGUACUUCAAGCCGAAGUAAACCUCUACGUAGCCUGCAUUGUAGAAGGCUGCUAUUAUUUUGUAUUUAUUUAAUGCAUCUAAAUUAUUUUAUAGAAUCUUCUCUUGGGCUCUUUAGUUUACAUGACUUGAAUAAUGUUCUUUUUGUAUGCUAUUAAAAGAAUUAACAACUGAUUAAU